This is a messenger RNA of Plasmodium knowlesi strain H, 1149 nucleotides long. RefSeq names its product Plasmodium exported protein (PHIST), unknown function. The transcript is spliced from 2 exons. The coding region runs from base 1 to 1149 and encodes 382 amino acids. Lineage: Eukaryota; Apicomplexa; Aconoidasida; Haemosporida; Plasmodiidae. The record is from RefSeq and is a predicted model, not a curated record.
AUGCCUUACAGCUCUAGCGAGUCUAUAUUUGUGAAUCCCGGAAUAUGCGAUAAUUAUGGGACACAAGUGCAGAAAUUUUACGAUGACGAAAUUGAAUCCUAUGUACAUAGAAGUGGAAAUGGGAGGCAGAACAUUCGCACAGGUGGAUGUAGCAGUAGAAGGGGUUCAAGAAAUCUUUUAUCUAAAAUGCUUAUGUUCUCGUCAUUUUCUAGUUUGUUGAGUAGCAUUCCAUCUGAGAGUACACUGGACAACUCGAUAAUGCCCGAACACCAAAUAUAUCCGUAUGAUAACUUUUGUAGAGGAGACGCAAGGGAAAGCAGAUACGUACAGAUGGUAGACAAAAGUAAGCGUGUGAAAAGGGGAAUCGUAGCGGAUCCACUAUUGGGCAAUUCGUAUAACGACGUCAGGAGCGAUGAAAGCAUCGACCUCAGCAGUGAUGAGAGGAGUGAUGGGAUGAGUGAUGGGAGGAGUGAUGGGAUGAGUGAUGGGAUGAGUGAUGGGAGGAGUGACGAGAGCAGUGGUGAUGAGAAUGACGACGUGUGGAACCUCUCAGACGGAUCCCUUGAAGACAUCGAAAUAGGGGAGGAAGUGUUCGAGGAUGGCAUCUUGAUGAACUCAAAUUACGAUAAAAUAAGAACUCUCAAGUAUAACAAGAUAAUAGAGGAUGACGAAGUUCCAGCCGGUUGCGAAAGUUCAGAUUUUAAUACACACAUGACUGAAGAGGAUGUAAAUGAGAGCAUUAAAAAUUUGGAUGACCCAGUGUCAUUCAGGGAUAUGUUUAUUGUGUAUAAUUCAUUUCAUGAAAAUGAAAGAAAUAAAUUUAAAACAAUGCAAAACACUUUAAAAAAUUUGUUUGAUCAUGUGGCCGAAGAAGAACCUUUGGACGAAGGUUAUAAGAAGAAGAUAUGGGCUGAUAUUUCUACCUAUAUGAUUCAUGAAAUGUUAAAAAAAGAUUUUGAAGAUUUUAAAUCUUUAUAUAAAUUAGAGGAAAUGGGAAAAUAUACUCGUGAUGAGUAUGUGCGCUUCCUAAGGGAGAAGAAAUCCUCUUGGAAUUUCUUUUUGCGCCAUAUGGAAGCAAUAGGAAGGAACAUGAUAUAUAACUCUGUGACAAGGGGAUCGCACAAUGGAAGGGAUCAUGCAAUCAUUUGA